Molecule: messenger RNA, 945 nt
Organism: Canariomyces notabilis
Lineage: Eukaryota; Fungi; Ascomycota; Sordariomycetes; Sordariales; Chaetomiaceae
Product: carbon-nitrogen hydrolase
Exons: 1
Coding region: 1-945 (314 amino acids)
Biological process (GO): L-glutamine metabolic process; oxaloacetate metabolic process
Cellular component (GO): mitochondrion
Molecular function (GO): omega-amidase activity
Source: RefSeq, a predicted model, not a curated record
AUGGCGUCAUCCACACCCUCCCCACUCCUCAAGCAGCCCGUCAAGCUGGCAUGUGUGCAGCUUGCCACGGGGCCAGAUAAAGCCGCAAACCUCUCGCGCGCCGCCGACAAGGUUCGCGAGGCGGCCUCGUCCGGCGCCAAAAUCGUCGUGCUCCCAGAGUGUUUCAACUCGCCCUACGGAUGCGCCCACUUCCCCCAGUAUGCGGAGCCGCUGCUCCCCUCGCCGCCAAGCCCGGAGCAGUCCCCGUCCUUCCACGCGCUGUCCGCCAUGGCGCGCGACAACGGCGUCUACCUGAUAGGCGGUUCCAUCCCGGAGCUUUACACCGCGCCGUCUACCGCUGCAAACGGCAAGGAAGAAGAAGAAACCAAAACCUACUUCAACACCUCGCUCAUCUUCUCCCCUUCUGGCUCGCUGCUCGCGACGCACCGCAAGGUCCACCUCUUCGACAUCGACAUUCCCGGGGGCAUCACCUUCAAGGAAUCCGACGUGCUCUCGCCAGGCAACAAGCUGACGGUGGUGGACCUGCCCGAGUACGGGCGGAUAUCCGUGGCCAUCUGCUACGACGUGCGCUUCCCCGAGCUGGCCAUGAUCGCCGCGCGCAAGGGCUGCUUCGCGCUCGUCUACCCGGGCGCCUUUAACCUGACCACGGGCCCGCUGCACUGGCGCCUGCUGGGCCAGGCGCGCGCCGUCGACAACCAGGUCUAUGUGGCCCUUUGCAGUCCUGCGAGGGACAUGAGUGCCGACUACCACGCCUGGGGCCACAGCAUGGUGGUGGAUCCCAUGGCCAAAGUGCUCGUCGAGGCCGAAGAGACUGAGACCAUUGUCACGGCUGACCUGGACGGGGACAUGAUCGAGGCGGCAAGGAAGGGGAUUCCCCUAAGGGAUCAGAGACGGUUUGAUGUGUAUCCUGAUGUGAGCCAGGGAAAGGCUCGUUAUGAGGAGUAG